Messenger RNA from Sinocyclocheilus grahami, 1164 nucleotides. It is a transcript of the gene polr1e, whose product is annotated as RNA polymerase I subunit E. Gene Ontology annotation, molecular function: DNA binding. Gene Ontology annotation, biological process: DNA-templated transcription. Bases 63 to 1145 code for a protein of 360 amino acids. The record is from RefSeq and is a predicted model, not a curated record. Lineage: Eukaryota; Metazoa; Chordata; Actinopteri; Cypriniformes; Cyprinidae. The transcript has 11 exons.
UUCGCCGCUGGGUGUCGCUGCUUGAGCAGGUACGCGUGUGAAUAUCAGCCGAGGAAACGGUAAUGAUGGCGGCGACCUGUUCGUGGGAUCCAUGUGAAGAAACAGGGCAGGACGCUCUUAUUGUUAAAUUUUCUAAUGGACACGUGAAAAAAGCAGAAGAGCUGGACUUCAAACUCUUCAAACACUCAGAUGGUAUCAAUCCCAGAAAGAAAACCCGACGCAUUGUGGUUGCAGAAUCAGACAGGCUUCCCUAUGUUGGGAGCAAUUUUGGGUCUGGAUCAUUACAGUGUAAUAAUCUGUGCAGGUAUUUUGUGGGAGUACUUGACAAGAGAACUAUGAAAAUGAAAGUUCAUAAUGCUCAGCUGUUCAAUAUGCUUCCUGUUAUACCAGGUGAAUCAGCAGUAAAUGAAAACACAAAGCAAGCUGAUACAUACAGAGAAAAGGUGGAUGCUCUUAUUGAAGCUUUUGGGACGACUAAACAGAAGCGUGCUCUGAGCUCCAGGAGACUCAACGAAGUGGGCAACGAGACUCUUCAGCAGGCUGUGGCACUGGCUGCUACCAAUGUCAUAAACCAGAAAGGAGUGGAAGCUCUGCGUAAUGAAGUGGUUGAAACUGAGGCUCAGACAGAUACAGCCCUCUUCCUCCCUUCAUGCAACACUGAGGCAGAUAAAGCAGAAGAUGUGUACCCCUUUGACCAACUUUUGUCUCCAAAUGAGUUUGAUUCUCUGAAGGAUGUUGGAGAAAAGAUGGCAGCGCUGACCCCUGAAGAACUGCAGAAGAUGAGAGCUGAGAACUGUCCACAGACUGUUCUUAGACAUCUUGAAUUACUUCCCAAAGAGGAUGCAGCUCGUGACAGACAGUCUCGAUGUGCCUGGUACCUGUCCUUCCUUAUCAAAGCCUCGCUACAGAAACGUCUCUCCUUCAAAUUUGGUAUUGAGGAUGAAUGUCCCAGAAUCAUUAUCCAAAAUGUGCUGAAGAAUUUCACAGUGGAGAGUUUCCACCAUGGCAGCCUCAGGAGCACUGUGUCUUCGUCCAUGCGUAUUAAAAUGGUUGCUCACUGUUUGGCUUUACUGCUGCACAUGGGUGAUCAGACGGCUAACCUUACACUCCUACACAGAGACAUGGGCAUCAGUGAUGCCAAGUAAGUCAAAUGUAUUAUUAUAC